AUGAUCUUCAACGUCGCAUCCGUUGCCUCAGCUCUGGCCAUCCUCUCACUCUCCGCUUCGGCUGCACCUGGAAAACCCGGCCAAAUCGUCCAAAUCACAUCCUCCACAAACUGGUGCAUGAUGAUGCCCCCACAAGCCGGUGGCGACAUCGCCGCCAACGAGGACAGCGCCAUCGCCUUCUGCACCUCCCCCUCCUCCUCCGCCCCCGCCGCCCGCAUCUUCCCCGACGGCUUCAUCCAAUCCGCCAACUUCGCCAAGGGUGACGGCUACGUCCAAAUCACCGGCAAGAUCGAUGCUUCAAAGUACUCGCUUUCGGCGACUGAUCGCGGUGGUCAGUAUGAUAUCAAGGCCCCCGUUGGAAGUGCCUGUGCUGAUUAUAACCAUUACGUGAACUUGAUUGAGCCCCAUUCGAACACCAUGUGCAUUCGUUGCUGUAAGGAGAAGAAGGACUGUAACACUGGAAAGUCGACUUAUGGAUGUGCGGCUGUUAUCCCUGGAGAUUACUCUGGUCCUGAUUCAUCAUCUUCCUCGUCUGCAUCUGCCCAGCCCACUGGAACCGCCACUAACUCGGGAGUCCUUCCCUCUGGUUCCGCAACCGGCACCGCAACUGCAACUGGCACCGCAACCGCAACAGGCACCGCUCCCGUCUCAACCGAGACCGGUUCUCUCACCAUCAACCCCAUCUUCCCUACCACAAACGGUACUGCAACCGUCUCGGCCCCCACCAUCAACCCCUCGGCCACAACUGUGACUCCCACCGUCGCUACCCCCACAGUCUCUCCCACUACUGCACCCAAUGCUGCUUCGAGAAAGAGCCAGUCGGCUGGUGUAUUGGCUAUCGCUGCCCUUGGCGCUGUUGCCGUCCUCGUCCUCUAA
Linnemannia hyalina is the source of this 876-nucleotide messenger RNA. NCBI's taxonomy places the organism in Eukaryota, Fungi, Mortierellomycota, Mortierellomycetes, Mortierellales, Mortierellaceae. The record is from the annotation of a GenBank genome assembly.